AAAAUAAAGUAGAGGGGCAGGGUGACACCAAGCGUAACAAAGAUGGCGGACUGUCAUCAUAAAGCUAGCUAGCUAAAAAUGUCAUUAAGUACUAAGGGGGGGAAAUAAAGGUAUUGGUACCUAAUAAGCUGGAGGCAUAUACAGAUUGGGGCAGGCUCUUAAUAUGGGUUUACAUUAUGGGUUUAUGUGUUGUUCUAUAUAACGUUAAAUGGCGUCUGGUGAAUAAAAUGCCAGGUUUUGACAACAUUGUGGAAAUGUUGGCACGGGAGGCAACGAGAAAGAUCAACACCAUUUUCUCCCAACUGUCCUCAAUGCUGCUAAACGAAAACCAGACUCUGAAGGGCCAAGUGCGGCAGCUGGAGAGCAAGCUGAAGACCACGGCUGAGAACUUUGAAAAUGCCAGAAUGUGGAGAGAAUAUGUCCUGAACGGCAGCCCCGUCCUGUUCGAGCAGAGCGGGCUGAUCUACAGCUUGAAGCCUUUUGGGAAGUUAAAAACAAAGACGGAUAAACUAACCGAGGACGGGAUGGAGACUGGACAUGACGCUGAUGGCGGAGAGGCAACGAAGGAAGUGAGUUCUGAAGCUGAGUCCUCAGCGGCCAGUCGAGCAGACACUGCAGAGGAUUGUUCCACAGCAAACACGGCGCAGUCCAAAAACACUGGCGUCCCGAACACACGGGAAGCUGAAGUCCGGGAGAAAGGGAAGUUUUUUGUAUGUGAUGUUUGUAACAAGAGCUUCAACCGGCAGUUCCACCUGAUGAAGCACAUGAACACUCACAAGGAGCAGAGGCCUUUCGCCUGCGACCAGUGCCCGAGAAAAUUCAGGAAUACGGCCACUUUUGAGUACCACCUGCUGCGGCACGAGGAGAGGAAGUACGCUACCUUAAAGUGCCAGCUCUGUGAGAAGACGUUCAAAACUAAAAUGCACCUGAAGACUCACCAGCUCGUACACACAGACAGGAGGCCGUUCAACUGCUCCACCUGUGGGAAGGCCUUCAAAACUAAACACAACCUGCAGGCUCACCAGAUCGUGCACACUGUUGAAAAGCCGCACAAAUGCUCCGAGUGUGGGGAGAGUUUCAGGUACGCGUUCACGCUGCAGUGCCAUAAAAGCAUUCAUACUGGUGAACAGCCUUACAAAUGCACGGUAUGUGACAAAGCUUUCAUAAAGAGGAGGUCGCUCAGCGCGCACCAGCGGGGCCACGGAGGGAAAAUGUUUACAUGUGAGACAUGCGGAGCGGGCUUCACCCUGCAACACAACCUGAAGAGACACGUCCGUAUUCACACAGGCGAAAAAACCGUUCAAAUGUAAAGUCUGCGGGAAAAGUUUCAUUCAGGACA
Molecule: messenger RNA, 1339 nt
Organism: Cottoperca gobio
Lineage: Eukaryota; Metazoa; Chordata; Actinopteri; Perciformes; Bovichtidae
Product: gastrula zinc finger protein XlCGF52.1-like
Exons: 4
Coding region: 177-1310 (377 amino acids)
Biological process (GO): regulation of transcription by RNA polymerase II
Cellular component (GO): nucleus
Molecular function (GO): RNA polymerase II cis-regulatory region sequence-specific DNA binding; DNA-binding transcription factor activity
Source: RefSeq, a predicted model, not a curated record